Molecule: messenger RNA, 4448 nt
Organism: Cavia porcellus (domestic guinea pig)
Lineage: Eukaryota; Metazoa; Chordata; Mammalia; Rodentia; Caviidae
Gene: Gask1b
Product: golgi associated kinase 1B
Exons: 5
Coding region: 583-2079 (498 amino acids)
Cellular component (GO): Golgi apparatus
Source: RefSeq, a predicted model, not a curated record
CUGAAAACGGUGCGGCAGGGGUGGCCACCCAAGCACUCAUCUUGCUUUUGCCAUCGGUAGUUUUUCAAGGGUGCUUGUUAGGCCCAACUGAAAUGCUAGCAAUGUGGAACACCCUUGACCAUGAAAUACUUCUGCCAGGCGCCUCGGGGCUCCCAAGUUCUUUGCGUUAGAGGCAGGAAUUAAUUGCAUUCCUCCUCGCGCCAGCGCCGAGUCCUGAGCACCGGCUGACAGUUAAAGGAGGGAUUCCCGGAAGAAAACCGGUGUGUCUGUCUGUCCUCUUGGAGAGAAGCUGGCUUGCGAUUGACCAGGACUCAGUUCGCCCUCCAUUCAUUCCCAGAGUUGCGGCGCUUGCUUCUGCUCCUGCCCCGGCUCCUGCUCCGGCUGCAGCUCCUGCUUGCGGAGGCGGCUGGCGAUGGAUGAAGGUUUUCCCAGGCCAGCUCCCUCUGCACAGCUGCCCGAGCCUCUGCCUGCCGCAGACUCCUGAGCCCGACCCUGAGCCGCGCGCCCGACCGACCCGAACCGGACCGGGCGCCAUGCGCUGGUACCCCGGGGGCCGGGUGUGCGCCUAUAGCUCUGCGCGCCAUGUGGCCGCGGCGGCGCGAUGACCCGGGCGGCCAGGCCGGCGCCCCCCGGAGCCGGCGGCUGUGUGCCCUGUGCGCCCCGCGGUUGCGCGCGCUCUGCAGCGGCCGGCGGCCCCGGACCCGCAGGAACCUGCUGUUGGGCACGGCCUGCGCCCUCUACCUGGGCUUCCUGGUCAGCCAGGUGGGGCGCGCGUCGCUCCCGCCGGGACAGGCUGUUGCCAAGGGCCCACUUCGCGGCCGCGACCCCGCGCAGGCCUCCUUCCCCGAGAUCCCCCUGGACGGCACCCUGGCCGCUCCGGAGUCCCCGGGCAACGGUAGCGCCCUGCAGCCCAACGUGGUGUACAUCACCCUGCGCGCCAGGCGCAGCAAGCCGGCGCACAUCCGCGGCACGGUGAGACCCAAGCGCAGGAAGAAGCACGCGACCUCGGGGGGCCUUGGAUUCGGGGUCCCCGCGGGGACGUCCUCACAGACCGAGGCUGGGGUGCGCGGCGCCGAGGUGCGUGAGCCGCGUCCCGGCCUGCUCCGGCCGCCCCCGGCCCGGGAGAGCGGCAUCAGGCUGUACAGCGAGCGCGCCCCCGCGUGGCUGAGCAGCGCUGACCUCCGCAGCCUGCGCCUGCUGGCCGACGGCGCGGUGUCCUCCGCCUCGGCCUCCGCGGGCGACGGCGGGGCGCGCCUGCUGCUUCUGGGCGACCUCGAGGCCGGCGCCCCGCCCCGCUGCGGCCCCAGACCCUGCGCGCUGCUCAAGCGGCCCCUGGACAUGAGCGAGGUAUUCGCCUUCCACCUGGACCGGAUCCUGGGCCUCAACAGGACACUGCCCUCUGCCAGCAGGAAAUCGGAGUUCUCCCCAGGUGGCCGGCCCUGUCCUCUCAUCCUCUGGGACUCAUCUCUAGCUCCUGCCAGUAAUGACACCCAUUCUUCAGUUCAGCUCACCUGGGGAGCGUAUCAGCGCUCCCUGAGUCAGAAGUGCUGGCUACAUGGCCGGGUGCCCAGGCCUGAGUGUGACUGCCCAGAGAUCCAUCACUACGAGUGGUCCAAGCUGGCGCUCUUCGAUUUCUUGCUACAGAUUUAUAAUCGAUUAGACCCACAUUGCUGCGGAUUUAGACCUCGCAAGGAAGAUGCCUGCGUCCAGAAUGGACAGAGGCCAAAGUGUGAUGACCAAAAUUCUGCAAGGCUGGCGCACAUCAUCCAGCGAAAGCAUGACCCACGCCAUUUGGUCUUCAUCGACAAUAAGGGUUUCUUUGACAGGAGUGAAGAUAACUUAAACUUCAAAUUGUUAGAGGGCAUCAAAGAGUUUCCCGAAUCUGCAAUUUCUGUUUUGAAGAGCCAGCACUUACGACAGAAACUCCUGCAGUCUCUGUUCCUGGAUAAGGUUUACUGGGAAAGCCAAGGAGGGAGGCAAGGGAUUGAAAAGCUGAUCGACGUAAUAGAACAGAGAGCCAGAAUCCUCAUCACCUACAUCAAUGCCCAUGGGAUCCAGGUGCUACCCAUGAAUGAAUGAAAAGGCCAGAGUGCUAGGUCCAUUCAGGCAGCACGGACCACACAGCCUUCCAGGCGUGAGGCAGUGCAGGUGAAGGCAUGAAAUCAGUGAACUCAACCACGUAGACCUAAUGGAUCUGAACACUGUACGCAGACAUAUAAAGGAUUUAAAAAAUGGGCUGCUCAGAAUAUAUAUUUGUAUUUUUCUCUAAUAUCACAAUGUGUCUCAGCCUCUGAUUGUAGAAUAAUUCUAGUCCUUCUACCUAGCUUUUAACAGUAAUUGCCAUUUAGUGGAGCAGAAUAAACCAGAGGUACUGACUUUCAAUAAACCACAUUUUAGACUGUUUUGAUGGAUCUGACCAACUCUAGUGGGAGUGGUUUGUGACUUUCUUCUGUUGCUGAUUGUUAAAACUUCCCAGAUGCAGCAUUACCCAGAGGUGAGUCUACACUGGAUUGUUCAGAAAACUGCCGGCACCUACAGCACUUUCCAAAUACAAAUAGUGGAUUAAUUAUAAAAUCACCAGCAUAAUUUCUGAAGUGUCUACAGAUUAUCAUCCAUCUCUGAGAGUAAGAUUUAUCUUAUUGUCAAUAUAAAAACAUGUGUUUAACAAUUUAUAUAUUUAUUAGUUUAUUUACUCUAUUUGAUCAAAUUUUUUGUCUAGCAGUUUAGAAAUUAAUUCAAAGGUAAGAAUUUGCCUGUUUGAAAAUGAACUUAUGGAGUGUCUUUUAUGGAUGCUUAAAAAAAUUUUAUUGUUUUACAGAAAUAUACUAUAAUUCUGUAUACUUAAUAAUAGUGGAUUUGUUCUGUGUAAUUAUAUUUACUCUGAUUUAGUUGAUAAUGCCCACAUGUAGCAGUAUGUUCACAUAUUCACUGUGUUUAUUACAGCCGAUAUUGGAAGUACAAAUAAAAUAAAUUAAAACUUAACUGUUCAGUUCUUUCCAAGGAGGGUACAUGACUAGAGCUAAAGCAGCGAAUUCCAACAAUAUUAAGCUUUAAAUAGUUCUCCGUAAUCUUCUUGCAUUGACUUCUAAAUAAUGGUGGAAGGACUUUUGAUAUAAUGUUCACUGUUGGACCUUUGUGUCCCUGGGAGACAAAGAGUCUAAAUUUGUCGAUGGCAUGAAUUUUCACGUCGAGCUUUCAAAUUUGGAAUAAAUCAUCAUGUCUCUCUCUCCAUCUUCCAUCUUAUCCCUUAUUUAACAGCUGACUUUUUCUCUGCAUGAAAAUUUCAGAAUAUAAACUAUGAAUAUUCAUAAUACUCUCUCUUCUCUCAGUCUGUGUGAUUUUCUAAUGGGCACCAUAUUCUCUCUGAUUAAGAGUAAAUCAAUAUCAAGGGAUAUUGAAGACAGCACAACACAAGCUAGAUUCUAUGCAUAGAUGCCAGUUUGCACCAAUGCAUGGAUCCAGUUGUUUAAUUAGCAUGCUGUGUACAAGACCAAGGAGAGAGGCAUGAUUUGAUCACCUGCUGUGACUUCUAAAUUCACAUUUAGAGGUAUCUAAACUCACAUUCAGUGACCACAUGUAGCAUCUGCAUUUUCUUCCUUCGUCCUCGAAACUGAUCUUUGGACCAUUCUUUGACAUUUCCUUUUGUGCCCCCAAGCUUCUCUCUGUCCUGAAAAUUCAUACUGUUUUUUGACUCUCUCGAGUCCCCUUUUUUAUCUCCAUUUCUGAAUAUCCUUUCAUCACUUAUUGUCUUAAUGAAAAUUAAAAAAGAUUUGGGGUCCUGCUUCUACUUUGACUAAGCCACUGACUUGCUGUACCUUUCUGGCAAGUUGCCUUUCUGUCUUGUUUUACUGUGAUGACGCACUUCCAUUUUCAUGUACUUUUGACAGAAUUUACCAUCUGAAUGGAAAUUUAUGACCCCAAUGGCAGGUGAGGGUGGGAGUGAGUGCCCUCCGAAGCCAGCGUUAGUGUGGUCCUGAGUUGUGCGUCUGGGCAGCCUGGUGCGCCCAUCCGCGUGUCUGAAUGUGCUCUCUCCAGCUCUGCCAGCACGCUGAGUGCUGAAUGCUGAAUGAAAAGUCCGGGAACACAUGUUCAGCUUUGCUACAUUAACUACUGCUCAAUGCACUCCUUCUAAAAUCAGCAGAUGAUUCCUGCUGUAUUAUUUUUGAAUAAUGGGUAGCUGAAAGCCAAAUUUUUAAUUCAAAUAGGUAUCACUCUUUCCUAAUUGCAACAAUGAGGAUACUUCAUGCAUUUCAAAUACAGGCAGAUUUUGCUCUGAUGUGGUUCACAUGGGCAUAUUAUGUGGUUUAUUUAUAACAUAACAGAUUUAAAAUAAUAUUGUUUAUUAUGGUGGACAUGCAAAAGCUUAUGUGAUUAAUUUUCUUUAAGCUGUGGAUAUGAAAAUAAAAGUAUAUUUUAAACCUGUAAUAAAAAAUUAGAAAUUAAACAUA